This is a messenger RNA of Brassica rapa (field mustard), 4111 nucleotides long. RefSeq lists its product as uncharacterized. The record is from RefSeq and is a predicted model, not a curated record. NCBI's taxonomy places the organism in Eukaryota, Viridiplantae, Streptophyta, Magnoliopsida, Brassicales, Brassicaceae.
AUUUAAAAAUAAAUUUUAAUUAUGAUAUGCAUUUUAACAUUUAUAUAAAUAUAUAUCAGAGCCUAAAUAUAAAUAAUUUAACAACUUAAAUUAGAAAAAAUAAAAAUCCCGGGCGUAGCCCGGGUUAAUCCCUAGUCAAAGAAUAAAACCCAAAUCAUAUCUCUCUGUAUGGACCUAUCAGAAAUGGUCCUAAAAUUUAUAUUUAUAUAUAGACAUUAUGUGGUGGGGAAAAAUGAAGAGUGACGCUAUUGGUGAGGAGAAAGUCCACGUGGACUUUAGCUUUUCCAUAGUGGUAGAAUAGAUGGUUGCUGCUUAUUGGUCCAGCGCUCUGUUUGGACCAAAAUCUCAAACCCAUAUCACGAUAGAUACGCUUAGAGCAAGAGCAUUAGAGGUUCAAGAGGAGGUUCACACGUUUUACGAGAAAAAAAAAAUAUUAAAAAAAGCAAAAGUGAUGAACUCACCCCUUUUCACCUCUUCUGCAUGAUACCCUCUCUCUUAAAGUUCAUCACUGUAGCGCGGGCCCCACGACACGUGGCGGCCCGCGAUUGGUCAAUUUUUUUUUUUUUUUUUUAAAAAAAAAAAAAAUCAAAAUGAGGAAAAGAAAAACUUUAAUAAUAAAAAAUUAAGAAGGUGAACCCCAAAGGGGGGUUCACUGAUGCUCAUGCUCUUAUAUCUAUAUCUUGUCGUGCUUUUUAAAUUCAAAACUCAACAGUCCUCUUACUAUUGGUUCCCUUUCUUUAUUAUUUAUCUGUACUUGUUUGGCUCGAUAUAAUCCUGAACACGUGUGUAUAUGUAUGUUAUGUAUACGUACGCCACAUAGUUCAUAUAUAUACACAGCGGACAGAUGCAUGUAUAUGAUGUACAUAAUAUAUACACGUAAAUUAUUGUAUGUUAAUGUGACUGUUUGAACUUUAUAUUUUAGCUAUAUUUAUUUUUAACGAGUAUAAAGUACCUAUACAAGUCUCUCAUAUUUAUUCAAAUUAAAUUUUGAAGUCUAAAGAGCAUCAUCCACAAUCACAAUUUAUUGAUGAGUCUUUCACUUCAAAAAAAAAAGUAAUUAAAAAGAGAGAAGCACUCCUUCAUGCUGCUUCCCUCAUCUACUCCACAUCUGAAUUCACAUCUAAGCAAUCUACUCACGCUAGUAGCGGUCGACGAAACUCUAUAGGGUCCUCGUGUUCACCGUUUGUCAUUUUGGUCUUAUUCUUCGUUCUUGUAGGACCUGCAGAUGGGUUUGCUAACGCAUGUCUAUCAACCCAUCUUGCAAGAGGCACAACUACUAUCUAAUUCUGCUUUCAGUGAAAUUUUAUGUUGCUAAAAAAAGUAAUUAAAAAGAGGGAAUGGUAAUUUUUUCAUAUAUGAAAACUUUUAAGAUAAUUUUACGAAAUUCGUCUAGCACUUUUCUUACAUAUUUAUUUUGCAUUAUUUAAAUUUAAAAUAACAUAACUAUGUAAGAUUUAUAGAUAUAUAAUCAUUUAGACUUUAUAUGAAUAGACUUUAUACUAAUUAAGCACGAUUGAUGCGUUAGCUAGUUUCCGUUUUUAUAAACCACUUCCAGGAAUAGGUUAGUUACAUUAUGGAGUAAUAAUUUUCAUACAAAUCAGCGUAGAUAUAUUGAUAAUAUGUAUAACUAUAUAUGGACAUUUUGAUCCGUUGAUCGUAUAUAUAUUUCGGUAUUUAGUAAAACAUAUAAGGUGACCAAAAAAAAAAGAUGUAAAACAUACGGUUAAUCAUUUACAUUGUGUAAAUUACUUAGUUCUUCAUAUAUAUCGAAUAUUUAUACGUGCGAUGAUCUAUACUUCAUUUUAUGUUAAUUCGAAUACGUAUAUAUAAUAAAUAUAUGACUGAUUGGCUAUUCAUUUAAUUACAUCUUUUUGUUUUGUUGUUGUGCCAUCGAUUCGUGUAUGAAGUUUUGUCUUCAACAUAAAUAUGUUGAAAUGCAUCGUUGAUGAGGGACACAUAACACAUACGAAACCAAUCAUAAAAUAAUUUAUUCUCAUACGCUAAACACUUGCCCUAGCCACGUGUUCAAAUCCUUACUUUCCUCUUCUAUCUCUCAUACUUUCAAACUUUCAGCAUAUAACUCUUUUUUCCCAUCUUUUAUACAUCAAAACACCAUAAAUGAACAGCUAAACUACUAACCCUACCGGAGAGAUAGAGAGAUGAAGACAGACUACGGAAAGCAGCGGGAAGCUUCUGCUUGCGAUGAUGUUACAGAUCAAGACAAGACCGUUGUAAGCAGGAUAAUGCAACGGUUCCGUCCAAUCGCACCAAAACCACCUGUCGGCGAAUCUUCUGACGACACAAAGAGUUGCAGAUUCCUCCGAAGAAACCGAAGAUUUAAACGAAAGUAUGUUAGGGUUCAGAAUAAAAACAUCAGUAGUGAUAGAAGUAAUAAUAAUAAAGAUAUGAUAUGUAGUAAUAAGAAAGCUUGCGGCGAUGGAGAGAAGAUAAAGACGGAUCUUGAUGAAGAGAUAGGCGGUGAGGAUAAGAGCGAUAUCGUCACACUUCAGUUGCUUCCGGAUAAGGAUAAAGAUCAUCAAGCUGAUAAGGAUAAUACGGAUCCGAGUGAUAUGGAUCCAAUAACGAGUUUAAAUAUAUCAUCAUCUUUAGAUCGGACGGUGGUGGAGUCGUGGUUGACGGUAGAGUGUGUUAAUAACACAUGUACUGAACUGGGAGGGUAUCACAAGCUACAGCUAAGCCGUAUGAAUGAGGGGGAGGAGAUAGUGAUGAGGAUGCUGUAUUUUGACACGUGUCCUUGGUUAGUUUCUGAUGGAUCAAACCGGGUCUAUUGGAUCAACCGGGCGUACCGGAAUAUGUUGGGAGAUCCGAAUGCAGAGGUGACUAUCAAAGUAUGGCUGGUGGUGGCGACGGACCUUAUGGAAGAGAUGUCGUGCAUGGUGGAGUCGUACGGUGCGGUGACAUGCAGGGUUAGGGUUCGGUAUGAUACGUCGACGUGGAGGAAUGAGAAGAGUCACUCGGAGUCAGAAGUGAAGAUGACUGUGCCGUGUGAUGUAUGGAGGAUGGGAUCAUCAGGUGGGUUGGCUUGGAGAUUAGAUGUUGAAUCAGCUCUAACACUUGGAAGGUAUAACUGAAAACAGAACCACUGGUAAGCAACAUUACACUAUGAAAGCAACUUAAUAUAUGCAUGCAUGUAUAUAUACUAACUUAGACUUGUGACUAAUUUUCGUCAGAGUUUUAUCCAGCUCCGGCUUUUAGUACUAUUGUAUGAGAAGAUCCGAACCAUGGAUUAAUUAUCUUAUUUUCUUGUUCCAAAUAUACUGGAUGGUGUUGCUUUGAUAUAAUUGUCUUUUCAUAUAACUAUGGCGUGUAAAGAAAAUGUGUAGGCAAGAUAAUUAUCUGACAAGUGAUUCGCAUUUUAGAUGAUCAGAGCAACAGAAUAUUUGAGUAUGUUUCUGCAGAAUAAUCAUAAAACAAAUGUAAUCUAAUUUUAGUAGAUUCACGAUAUUGUAUAUUAAGUCAUAGAAUAUAGCAGAAUGACUUUUAAAAAUAUAAAUAUGAAUGUUCGGAAAUAAUAGACGGGAUAAUCACGUACGUAAAAAAAUGGUAUAUCAUUCAUCACUUUAGAAUCAUAAUCCCGUAAGGAAAAUAAGGUACGGUAUUGUAGUAAAACUAUAUCCAGUGUAUUUUGAUAUUCUUUAUUUUAAAAUAGAGGAAUUUUAUAAUAGAGAUUUGUUCCAAUGUAGUUUUUAAAAGUAUCAGUUUCUAAAUAUAGAGUAAAAUAUAGAAAAAUGUUAUUUACUUUUUAUAAAAAGAGUAAAAAUUGCAAUUUUUAUUUUAAAAUAAAAAGAGUUUUUAGGAAUAAAAUAAAAUAAAUUAAAAUGUGUUGAAAUAAUUUUGCUUUUAAAUAUUAUUAUAGAGUCAAAUAUAAAAAUGGGUUGGAGAUGCUAAAAUCUCAAAGUACACGUUUUAGGCCUGGGCAUUCGGCGUCCCAAACGGGUUUCGGUUUUAUCCAAUCGGGUUUCGGUUUUUCGGGCUUAUCAAAAUCAGCCCCAUUCGGAUUAUAUGAAAGUUCGGUUCGGGACCGGUUCGGGUUCUAUCGGAUUCGGGUCGGGGUUAGUAAAUCUUCAAAGAACCGGUACAACGAAUAUAC